AUGGGUUGGCCCUAUCGUUUCCUCACCCUCUCACCCGAGGAGGUCCAGCUUCGCCGCCAGGCAUUGGACCGUUAUGCCAUCUACGCCCAGAUGUCGGCCUUGCUGCCCAUCUUCAUUCCCUUGAUCCAGCGAAUCGUGGAACGGUACACACGCGGUCGAGAGGUCACUCGUGGCGCCUACGAUGUCGUGCCUGACUCGCCAUUGUUCAAGAGCCGGAAGGGCACUGUCGUUGGCCGCUGGCUGGCGAAAGCUCGAAUCGUCCAAUGGUGGUCGAGGGAUGAGGUCAUCAUCAACGGGCAGUCCUGGGGUACGAGAGACCAAUGGAUGGUCGGUAUGGCGUCGAUGAUCUGGAUGCUGGUAUUGUGCAUCGCAGGUACUGGCGAAGACUACCUCCACUUCACCAAACGCCUGGGCACUAUUGCAACGGCCCUCAUGCCCUUCCAGUAUCUGCUCAUCCUCAAGUCCUUUAGCCCCCUGGCCUGGGUCUUCAACACGUCUCACGAGACCCUCAACCGCUGGCACCGAGUCCUCGCACGAGUCAUCACAGCCCUGCUCGUUCUCCAUGCCGCCUGCUACCUCAACUACUUUGCCCAGGUCGGCAUCCUGCAGCGGCGUCUCUUUGCGCCCGUCGUAUUCGCCGGCGUGGUGGCCUUCGCUGGUCUCAAUCUCCUCAACACGACGGCCCUGCGCGCCGUGCGUGCCUGGUCGUACCGCGUGUUCUUUAUCACCCAUCUCGUCGUUGCCUUUGCCAUCCCGCCUCUUAUCUUCAUCCACGCUCCCUCCGCUCGUCUGUCCGUCGGCACGGCCCUCGCGCUCUUGCUUGCCGACCUCGCCGUGCGCCGCCUUCGCACGACAACCUCCCAAGCCACGCUCGAAACCAUCCCCGGCACGACCCUCGUCAAGAUCAUGGCCUCGAUCCCUGGCCCCAAGGUCAACGCGUUCCGGGCCAAGCCGGGAGCGCACAUAUACCUCUCCAUUCCCGCCGCCGCCCGUCCAAUCGCCUCCAAUGACGCCCUCCUCUACGAAUUCCUCUUUAACCCGUUCACCGUUGCCGACGUCGAUGACCACACGGGCGCCCUGACCCUUGUCGCCCGUCAGCGGGACGGGCCCCUGACCCGUCGCCUCGCCCAAUUCGCCAGCACGGCGGCAUGGGCAUGCCAUCAUCGACAACGACGACCGUCUUCCCCGCCACCGCCACAGUGCCCCUCUCCAUCGAGGGCCCCUACGGCGCCGCGUCGAGACACUUUGCCCAGAUUGCCUCGCCCUGCACAGACCGCGUGCUGCUGA
Verticillium alfalfae VaMs.102 is the source of this 1287-nucleotide messenger RNA. RefSeq lists its product as hypothetical. The transcript has 2 exons. The coding region runs from base 1 to 1287 and encodes 428 amino acids. Gene Ontology annotation, biological process: iron ion transport; copper ion import; intracellular iron ion homeostasis. NCBI's taxonomy places the organism in Eukaryota, Fungi, Ascomycota, Sordariomycetes, Glomerellales, Plectosphaerellaceae. Gene Ontology annotation, molecular function: ferric-chelate reductase activity. Gene Ontology annotation, cellular component: plasma membrane. The record is from RefSeq and is a predicted model, not a curated record.